GGGAGGCUUCCACAGCAUCACACAUCAUCAGCUACUCCUCCGAGACAACCCACCAACACAGCAAAAUGAAACUCUUUGUGGCUAUGUGCGCUCUGGUAGCGGUCGCGUCCGCCGGGCAGGUGCGCGAGAAGCGCGGCAUACUCGGCGGGUACAGCGGCGGGAUCGGAUACAGCGGCGGAUACAGCGGCGGCUACAGCGGCGGAUACAGCGGCGGUUACAGCGGCGGAUACAGCGGUGGCUACAGUGGAAUCAGCUACUCAGCACCUGUGAUCGCCUCCGCUCCCAUCGUAUCCGCCCCUAUCGUGUCCGCGCCCCGGGUGGUCGCAGUAAACCGCGUCGUGAGCGUACCGAGGGUGGUCAGCGUGCCCCAGGUGGUUCAAGUCCGUAAAGUGGUCAACGUGCCGCAGGUGGUGACCGUCAAGAAAGUGGUGGCGGGCGCCAGCUACGCCGCGCCCGCAGUCGCCUCGUACGGUGGCGGCUACGGCGUCGGCGGAGGCAGCGGGUGGUGGUGAACUGUCAGCGGCGGAAACUAGUCAUACUGUUAUACCAUUACUAUAUCUAAGUAGAAACUUAUCAUUUAUUUUGUACAGGCUUUAAUAAUAAAAAAUACGUGUUUGAUAUAAUUUUUUUUAUUUCUAAUAACUAUAUUAUUAUAU
This is a messenger RNA of Galleria mellonella (greater wax moth), 656 nucleotides long. RefSeq names its product cuticle protein 64-like. The transcript has 2 exons. The record is from RefSeq and is a predicted model, not a curated record. Lineage: Eukaryota; Metazoa; Arthropoda; Insecta; Lepidoptera; Pyralidae. Bases 66 to 512 code for a protein of 148 amino acids.